CUGUACUAACUGGGCUCACACAGACUCAUAUUUUGAGAAACUGUGUUAAAUAUUAUUGUACUUUCCACCACCACGUCCGAAGCAACACAUUGGCAGACACCCCCAGCCCAUUUUCUGCGAGCACGACCGGACGGAGUCGACUUUUCCCGAACUUGCCGGACACUCCACUGCGGCUGCGUCACUCUUUUGUGAACCGCAAAGAUUAUACCUAGCUAACGCGAAAAUGGACGACAAACUUUCCAAGCGGAUGAACAGCGACGCCUUCAAAAAGCAGUAGACGCAUUUUAAGAUUAAGAAACGGUGGCGUGAACAGGACACUCCGUGAAAACAUCCGGUGUUUACCCUGACUGUACUUUCCACGAUACAGUAAGUUAGCUAAGGCUAUUUUAGCUUGCUAACGCUGAUCACUCGCAAUAAACAAGGGCAGCUUCUUUAAAACCUGCUUCGCUGACUUUUUAUCCUUCGUGCAUGACAGCUCGGCUGUGCAGCCCAGUCAGUGGUGCAUUUCUGAAAAGACGGGACCUUUAACUCACCUGUACGAGUGUUUCGCAGGUAAAUGUGUCUGCUUUUUAUUUGAUAUAUUUCCUCGGAUGGAUGUCAGAGCAUAGCCACAUCACCAAACAUUCCCGGAAACAAAACUUCCUCUGCUCUGAUUGGACAGCCGGGAUCUGUGUAUGUAAGGGACUGUCUGCAAAUUUCAAGGCGUCUACUCCAUUCUAGGGAGUAUCUGAAUAAACAUACUUUUAAAAAAAAACGAAAAAUGAUCCCUUGAGCAAAAAUACACAAUAUUUAAUUUCAGCAUUAUACUGAAGCAUACUGAAGACAGUAUAAGGAUGGCAGGACAUGACCAAAGAGUCAACCUGAUCAUCAACCAUGGCAGGCAGCUGGGGAGGAGCCUGCUGCUGCUGGCUCACUAUGCCACAGUGUUUGUGGCCUUCGUGGGGCGCAGUGUGGAGUGGAUGGUGGAUGCAGUGAAGUGGACCACCCUGUUUGCACGCUACACAGUGUCAGUGUUUGACUCCAUCUACAGACAUCUGCACUGGGGAAAAAGUAAAAGUGGUGGGGCCGCCAGAGAGAUCUGCCCGAGCUCUGACAUGGAACCACAUUGACUUCAAGUAUCUUAUGACUGUCCAACAGUGUUGUCUAGACAGGAAGCCAAAUUAAGACAACAACAAAGAAUGCAACUGAAGCUGAAGGAGUGAACUUUUGGAAAUAUGAAAAAAUGCUGCUGGAUGAAGAAGGAAAAUGAGGCCUUACUGAAGUCAGAAACAUUAUAGCUUUUUACUUUUUUAAGCUCUUAAAACAUAACAUAUUUGUCUUAAUAGUGUCAUAUUUGUAUAUGUAGUUAUAAUGUUGUAUUCCAUGUUUUGUUAUUGUCAGGAAAAGCUCUUCCAAAACAUAGGAAACUAUAUUUCAGGCUAUUUGUCAUACACAGUGGGGGAAAACCUGAUUGCCACUCAUCAUUUAUACUUGCUGAUACGACUGUUAAUGCAAAUGUGUUGCAGGGUAAUGCAAACUACAGUCAAAUACGUUGGAAGCAUACAGACUGUAUGCCUUUAACAUAUUACAUUACUGCACUACAGGCAAAUUUGUUUUUUAACAUCUGUGCCUGCCUGAAACAUAAACAUAAUAUUUCAUUUUGCUCUAACAUAAUGUAAACCGGCGUUGCAUGAAUUAAACUCAUGCAAUGAACAAUGUUCUACCACACUGGCUACACCAGUUACCUGUGGAGAUGCUGCUUCUUGUGGUUUUCCUGUGAUAGACUGAAACGUAUACGUCCGUUGUACAAGUUUUUAUGGCCAGAAAGAAACACUAACACUACUGCUGAAUGUACUUCAGAGGCAACUAAUUUGAGUUUUUUACAUGUCCUGGAAAUUUGAUUUGUGAAAUGUUGCUUUAAAAUGACCCCACAACUGCAUUUACCAGUGAAGGUUUUAUUUUUACUUUUGUACUCAUGCAUAAUAUUUUAAUUUGUUUGCACAUUUAGACUUCAGUUGAAGCACUGACAUGUAUAUAUCUGUGUUAUUUGUCUUUUUUAUUACAUAUAACAUGUUAAUGAGUUGUAAGAAUGCCCAUUAACCACACUCAUAGCUGCUGAACACAACUAAUACAAUAAUGCUUUCAAAUGUGACUAUGAGAUACUGUAAUAAAAACAAAGGGGCCACAUCUAGGAAGUGAGAUUUAAUCUCACAUAUAAGCACUUAGACAUGGUUGCAGAAUUAAUGUCCUUGUUUCUGGGAGAUCAGAAAGCUUUCUCCUGUGUUAUAUUAAUUUCACUUACUCAAACUCUAAUGUUUAAGUGACUAUACCAAUCAGCUGUGGCUCCUGCCUUCUUGGCUUUAAACAGUGGUAUCCAAAUAAAAUUAUGUACCAAAUGAUGUUUUGUUUAUUUGCAGAAUCAAACACAAAUAGAGCUCUUUUUUUAGAUGAUUUUAUUAUUCUUUUAAUAUCUAUAUAUGGACUGUCCGUCACAGUUUUCCAAAGUCCAAGGUGACAUCUUCAAAUUGCUUGUUUUUUCUGACCAAUGAUUCAACAUUGAUGAAACUGUAAAGUUAAUCCACCGGGUCUUCACAUCCUCAGAUGGUGGGGGAAGAUGGUGACAGCGAAAAUAGACGAUUCACUAGGUAUUCUGGGGGCGGGGAUGGUCACGAGCUGGAGGUGGUGCUCUGGUCAACAAAGCCCCGUGGGACAUCACACGGAGGCAUUUUGGAACAGAGAUUUUCUGAAAGGUGAAGCAAGAAAAAAAGACAGGACAGUCUUUCUCUCAUCUUCUCAUUCUCACUUUGGGCACACCGGGGACACAGAGUAGUGUUGAAAAGCCAUGAAAAAGUGCUUUUUGCACAACACGACCUUUAAGAAUCUAAUAAUAUAUAUUAUCAUUGAUGGACAUUUUGUUAUGUAACAAGAACUUUUACUUUUGAUACUAUAAGUACAUUUAACUGAUAUAUAAUAUAUAUUGAGUAUUUCUACAUUGUUGUUUUGGUACUUUAAUUUAAGUAAAAGACCUGAGCACAUGCUGAGUUAAGUGUAUCCCAUCAGCUCAGGAGCAUGACUGUGAUGGAUGUCCCGUGUCUCCACGUGAGGGAUGAAAGCUGUAUUGUGUUUGUCAGCAGUUCUUGAUGUAAAGGUGGACGGAAACGGGACUGUCAUCCUACCCCUCUAAUGGGCUGAUUAAGCCGAUCAUCUACAUGUCUGCAUGGAUUACAGCUAGUGAUUAGACCAAAGGAGGACACAAGAGGGGAGUGGGACUGCCUCAUCCUCAAACACAGACAGCUACAAAAGGCCCCAACCAGCAGCUCCUCUCACCCUAAGUCCCAUUGUUGUGUGACUGUGAAGAGGAAUAACCUCCGCUUCACAGUAGACCAAUCGGGCUGAGAGGUUUGUGCACCAGCUGCAAAAGGCUCCAGCUGCCUCCUACACACACUCAGGUGUCAGAAAGACAUGGGUAACUCAACAGGAUGCACCGUGGACGACCUGCAGGCGGUGGAGAUGCACCUCUGGUACAAGAAGUUCAUGACCGAGUGCCCCUCGGGUCAGCUCACCCUGCACGAGUUCAAGCAGUUCUUCGGGCUGCGAGGGUUGGACCCCGAGGCCAACGCCUACAUAGAGCAGAUGUUCCGCACGUUUGACAUGAACAAGGACGGCUACAUAGACUUCAUGGAGUAUGUGGCCGCGCUCAGUCUGGUGAUGCGAGGAAAGAUGGAGCACAAGCUGCGCUGGUAUUUCAAACUUUAUGAUGUGGAUGGCAACGGCUGCAUUGACCGACAUGAGCUCCUUAACAUCAUAAAGGCCAUCCGUGCAAUCAAUGGAAAUGAAAAUCAGGACUUAUCUGCUGAGGAGUUCACUAACCGAGUGUUUGACAGGAUUGAUAUAAAUGGAGAUGGCGAGCUUUCCUUGGAAGAGUUUGUGGCCGGUGCUCGCACUGAUGAGGAUUUCAUGGAGGUGAUGAUGAAAAGUCUGGACCUCAGCCACAUUGUUGCCAUGAUCCACAACAGGAGGCACAGCGUUUAGGACCUGCCCAGCCGACUGCCUCAUCCUCAUUCAUGAUAUAAACCAAGAGCUCAGUGUUGCCUCUGGUAAAAAAAGUAAUUUAUAGACUAAGAUUUCUAUUGAGAUUAAAUCCAGUUUAAUAUAAUGCCAGUGUACCGCAAACACUGACAUUUCUUAUUUUUAAUCUCUGAAAGAGAGACACACAUGCACUUUCAAUGCAUUUGGAUGACUCAGUCAACCUUUGCAAACUGGUCAUUGUAUUUGUUUAAUGCUGCUGAGCUCUCCCAAGGGCACCUUGGCAUAGGGAUGAUCUCUCAGACAGUCCACCUACCCACAGAUACCCAGAGGAAUAAAAGAGGGAGAUAGUGAAGUAGAGUGGCAAUUAUAUGCACUCAAUGCUUUCCCAGUCUUUUUUUUUCUCCUUGGUCUGAGUUCCUCUGCAUCAAAUUACUCAACUUUCUGUUUACCCGUUCUUGCCUGUGGGGUUUACGGGAGGAGGUUAUGACUCCACAGUGUGCUUAAAAUCUAUGCUAAUUUGAAGUUAAAUCUGUAAUACAGGAACAAGUAGGGUGCAGAUACAAUUUUCUAAUGUUUACCUUUUUUUAAAAAUGUUUUUAACGUUUUUUUUACCUUUUGAAAUAAUUCAAAUUGAAGCAAAAGACAAAACACUGGCUUGAGGUUUUUUAGCAACUUUGUGAGUGGGUGUUUCUUUGGCUGUGUGAUCUGCUGCCUGUUCAGCAUAAAUACAGAUAUAGUUCACCGUUUCUUGUUUGUUGGCGAUGUUUGACUGGUGCCUUCUGUUGGAAGAUGGCAGUAAGUGUUUUUUCAGCUUUUGCUUAUUUGUACAAUAAAAAUGAACAAUUUAAGUCUA
Messenger RNA from Micropterus salmoides (largemouth bass), 4861 nucleotides. It is a transcript of the gene guca1aa, whose product is annotated as guanylate cyclase activator 1A. The transcript is spliced from 4 exons. Bases 3442 to 4011 code for a protein of 189 amino acids. NCBI's taxonomy places the organism in Eukaryota, Metazoa, Chordata, Actinopteri, Centrarchiformes, Centrarchidae. The record is from RefSeq and is a predicted model, not a curated record. Gene Ontology annotation, molecular function: calcium sensitive guanylate cyclase activator activity; calcium ion binding.